Annulohypoxylon maeteangense is the source of this 1654-nucleotide messenger RNA. RefSeq lists its product as uncharacterized. The transcript has a single exon. The record is from RefSeq and is a predicted model, not a curated record. Lineage: Eukaryota; Fungi; Ascomycota; Sordariomycetes; Xylariales; Hypoxylaceae. The coding region runs from base 1 to 1638 and encodes 545 amino acids.
AUGGCACCAAUUCUCGAGUCCGUCAUAGAGGAUUAUCGCUAUACGGCCCUUCCGGAACAAGGACCUGGAGAUCUUUAUAUCCGUCUCCUGGAUAUACUUCCAGGUGGCCCUAAAGAUGAAGCGCUCAGACUUGGCCUACGAACAACUCGCCUGGAAGAAAGCCCGACGUAUGAAUGUCUCUCAUAUGCCUGGGGUACGUCAGAUGGAGACCGUGAAGAAAAGGAGGUCUUUGUCGUAGGACCUAACGCCGAAUCGUUCAAAUUGAGAAUCCGCAAGAACCUUAAUGACGCCCUCCGAGCCUUGCGCCACUCGUCACGAUCGCGCACUAUUUGGGCAGAUGCAAUUUGUAUUAAUCAGGAGGACCACGAAGAACGCAGUAGCCAAGUCAUACUCAUGGGUCUCAUAUACUGGUCCGCCUCCAGGGUCAAUAUCUGGCUCGGCCCAGAUAGACGUGGGGUUGCAAAGAUGGCAUUCGAAGCCGUGAAACCAAUAUCAGCUGCGCAUUGGGAGACAGAUGCAAGGUUAUCGAGUUUUAGCAAAGAACAAGCUGCCGAACUGGACCCAGUUCCUUGGGAAGGAGUCGCGGAGCUUUAUCGAAAUUCCUGGUUCGAACGCGCCUGGGUGCAACAAGAGUUAGGCCUUUCAAAAGAAGCCUAUUUUUACUGGGGAGAUAGCCCUCCGAUCGACGUGAGGGAUCUCUUUAGCUUCGAUCUCUGGAUGGAGAGCGUUGGCGAUUCCGUUAGGGCUCGAUUCAUCGGCGACGCAUCUGGAGUACGAGGAACACGGAACUUAUGGUUACAGUAUAGUCGUGUAACACGCAGCGACUGGCCUGGAGAUCCUGAUCAAUUUAUGGCCGAGAACCCUUUCCUUCAGGUUCUAGUAGAUGGCUCUAACUGCAAAGCCACCGACCCGCGAGAUCAUGUAUACGCCUUCCUAGGUCAUCCCGCUGCGCGAAGACGAAAUGCGUAUGAAAACGAUCAGAGUAUGAACUACGCGGAGAUAUUUAUUGAUGUAAAUCAUACCUUUAUAACACCCGACUAUAGAAGAACUGUCGACGAGGUGUUCCUGGACGUUGCCAAGAAAUUGCUGGUGCAGCAUAACGACUUGCGAAUACUUGGCGCAGUCUCCCAUUCUACUGGAACAAUUGCAUCUGAUUAUCCAAGCUGGGUGCCACGGUGGAAUGCCAAUCAACAUCGCAAAACGAUUGGCAUAUCAGUGUCUAUAUGGCCGACCAAGAUAGAUGUCCCUGGACUUCCCACAACGCGCAUCGAGGUUAACGCACUUCAUGUCCAAGGCCUGGUUAUCUCAACCGUUUCUAGUCUUCUAAAGUGGACUAAGGAGUGUAUACAGGUUGCCACGGUGGAUGUGUUUGCGCGAAAGAACACCAUAGAGAUGUUAUAUGGGAGGCGGCUAUUUCAAACGAAAGAUGGACGGAAGGGUAUGGUACAGGAUAUCGUACAAGCUGGUGAUGUCGUGGCUCUCUUAGUAGGCGCAUGCUCUCCUUGCGUCCUGAGACAUGUAGAAGGUGGAAAGUUCAAGCUUGUAGGAACUUGCUUGAUGCUCGGUUUGGCGGACGAUGAUUUAAAUGAUAUGAUUAAUAAUAGGAGAGGACAAAUACAAGAAAUGAUAAUAGUGUAGGUAGAAAUGGUUGACG